Molecule: messenger RNA, 3248 nt
Organism: Agrilus planipennis (emerald ash borer)
Lineage: Eukaryota; Metazoa; Arthropoda; Insecta; Coleoptera; Buprestidae
Product: RNA cytidine acetyltransferase
Exons: 11
Coding region: 124-3195 (1023 amino acids)
Biological process (GO): rRNA acetylation involved in maturation of SSU-rRNA
Cellular component (GO): nucleolus; 90S preribosome
Molecular function (GO): ATP binding; tRNA binding; 18S rRNA cytidine N-acetyltransferase activity
Source: RefSeq, a predicted model, not a curated record
UAGGCGAGGAGCUUUCAUAACCUCAAAUACCGUAAUAUCGUGCGUUAAUAGGUUAAUAGUGAAUGUUUGUAUGGUUAACCGCGGUGUAAUAUAUGUUUUUCGUGCUUUCAUUAGAAAGUAAAAAUGGUCAGAAAGAAAAUAGACAACAGAAUAAGAGUAUUAAUCGAAAAUGGAGUUCAAUUUGGACAUCGAACAUUAUUUGUUAUAGUCGGAGAUAAAGGAAAAGAUCAAGUUGUUAUUCUUCAUCACAUGUUAUCUAAAGCCGAAGUUAAAGCUAGACCUUCAGUGUUAUGGUGUUAUAAAAAAGAAUUAGGGUUCAGCAGUCACAGAAAAAAGCGAAUGAAACAACUUCAACACAAAAUACAGGCAGGAAAGCUAAACAUUAAUGAAGAUGACCCUUUUGAAUUGUUUUUGUCUUCCACAAAAAUUAGAUACUGCUAUUAUUCUGAAACUCAUAAAAUAUUGGGAAACACAUUUGGAAUGUGUGUCUUACAAGAUUUUGAAGCACUAACACCAAAUCUUUUAGCAAGGACUAUAGAAACAGUGGAAGGAGGAGGCUUAGUUAUAAUUUUACUCCGCUCACUUAAUUCUUUAAAACAGUUAUAUACAAUAACUAUGGAUGUACAUCAGCGAUUUAGAACAGAAGCACAUCAAGAUGUUGUUUGCCGAUUUAAUGAAAGAUUUUUGCUAUCAUUAGCUUCAUGCAAGCGCUGCCUAGUAGUUAAUGAUCAGUUGCAAAUUUUACCUAUUUCUUCUCAUAAUAUUCAUAUUACACCUGUUGAGCGAAGUGAAGAACCAACUGAAAGGGAAAUAGAAUUAAAAGAAAUAAAAGAAAAUUUGAGAGAUACUCAGCCUGUUGGCUCACUUAUAAAUAUUUGUAAAACCAUUGACCAAGCUAAAGCUUUAUUAAAAUUUAUAGAGGCUAUUUCAGAAAAGUCACUUAAAUCUACAGUAUCUCUUACUGCUUCUCGUGGACGCGGUAAAUCUGCUGCAUUGGGAUUAGCUGUAACAGCUGCUAUUGCUUUUGGCUAUUCAAACAUUUUUGUAACCAGCCCUAGUCCUGAAAACUUAAAUACUUUCUUUGAGUUUGUUUUCAAAGGUUUUGAUUCAUUAGAAUAUCAGGAACAUAUGGAUUACAAUUUAGUACAAUCAACAAAUCCUGAAUUUAAUAAAGCUAUUGUAAGGGUUAAUGUAUUUAGAGACCAUCGCCAAACAAUACAAUAUAUACAUCCCACUGAUAGUCAUAGAUUAUCUCAGGCUGAACUAUUAGUAAUUGAUGAGGCUGCUGCAAUUCCUUUGCCAUAUGUUAAAGCAAUGUUGGGUCCCUAUUUGGUAUUUUUAGCUUCCACAAUAAAUGGUUAUGAAGGAACUGGUCGCUCUUUAUCUUUGAAAUUGUUAAAGCAGCUCAGAAUACAGGCAGUGCCUGUUGGAGCAAAUACAAAUGCAGUCAAUAAAAAAGACUCUGGAGCUGCUACAGGUCGUUCACUGCAUGAAGUAUCUCUUGAAGAAUCGAUACGUUAUAAACCUGAUGAUGACGUAGAAUUAUGGUUAACAAAGCUUCUCUGUCUCGAUGCAACUCUUGUUGCUCCAAUAUUGUCUGGUUGUCCUCCACCAGAAAAAUGCGAUCUUUACUAUAUAAACCGUGACACGCUAUUUUGUUACCACAAAGCUUCGGAAGAAUUUCUUCAGAGAUUAGUAGCCCUAUUCGUUGCUUCUCAUUAUAAAAACACCCCAAACGACUUACAGAUGAUGUCCGACGCGCCUGCGCAUCACUUAUUUUGUUUACUAGGGCCUAUUGGAGAAAAUACCACAAAAUUACCUGAAAUAUUGGCAGCUGUACAAAUCUGCUUAGAAGGCCAAGUUUCAAAGAAUUCGGUUGUUGAAGGUUUUCAAAGAGGCCAAAGAGCUGCUGGAGAUUUGAUUCCUUGGACUAUUGGACAACAGUAUCAAGACACUGACUUUCCGAGACUAUCGGGAGCACGAAUUGUUAGAAUAGCUACACAUCCAGAUUACCAAGGAAUGGGCUAUGGAACAAGAGCUCUUGAGUUAUUAAAGAAAUAUUACGAGCUUAAAUUUAUUGAUGUUGAUGAUCACAAAAAAAAUGUUAAUAUGAAGCAAGAGAUUGAAAAUGUUGCAAACGAAGAUAUUGGAUUGUUAGAAGAAUGUAUAGAGCCAAGAAAAUCGUUGCCACCCUUGUUGUUGCAGUUAUCAGAAAGAUUACCAGAAAAACUGGAUUAUUUAGGAGUAUCUUAUGGAUUAACUGAACAGCUUUUGAAGUUUUGGAAACGUUCUGGAUUUGUUCCUGUAUAUCUUAGACAAACUGCUAACGAUCUAACUGGAGAACACUCCUGCAUUAUGCUCCAUGUGUUAAAUUCUGAGGAAACACGGGAAGCCGAUUGGCUUAUGUCAUAUUGGAUGGACUUUAGAAGAAGAUUUGUCUCGUUACUUGCGUAUCAGUUUAGUAAAUUCACUCCGUUCCUGGCACUCAGUAUACUCCAGAACAAUUCCUAUCAAAUUACACCAAGGAGACUUACUAAAAGUGAACUUGAUGUUCACAUGACCCCUUACGAUAUAAAACGGUUGGAAAUGUAUAGCAACAAUCUCGUAGAUUAUCAUUUAAUUGUUGAUCUUAUGCCGUCGCUUUCAAGAAUAUUUUUUCUUAAUCAAAUGGACGAUGUCCAUUUUUCGGCUGUGCAAAUGGCCAUAUUGUUGGGAAUUGGUUUACAACACAAAGCGGUGGAUACUUUGUCUAUAGAAUUAGAUUUACCUUCAUCGCAAUUGUUAGGAUUGUUUAAUAGGAUUAUUAGACGUGGGGUACAGUACCUCAACUCUAUCUUAGAAGAAGAAGUAGAGAAAGCUUUGGUUGAGCCAAAGAAUGUUCAAAUGACCCCUGUUGCUCAAAGCAUGCAAAGGGAAUUAGAAGAGGCGGCGAAGGAGUUACAAAAAAAACAGAAAAAGGAACUGGAGAAAUUGAAAAAAGAAAAUUUGGAACAAUAUGUAAUAAAAGGUUCUGAAGAAGAAUGGAACACUGUUCUUUCAACGAAAGGUGGUAAAAAUAUUAUUAGUGUGAAAAGUGGAGAAAAACGACUACUCGACGAAAAUGAUAAAGAUACAUCAACCACUGAACCGCUUGUCAAGAAAAACAAAUUAAAAAAGAAAUUAAGGAAAGGUAGAAAUAAAAAUACUAGCUUUUAAUUGAAUUAUUAAUGUUUCAGUUUUUUAACAAAUCACAAAACCUUUUGCUUUUC